AAAUCUGCAAGAAAAAUAAAAUAAACAACGUAAAGGAAAUAGCAGAAGUUAAUAUAAAAUUUUCAAAGCAAAAUCAUUAUAAUUGAAAUACGUAUUGAAUUUCGAAAAAUUGUGUUUAUUAGUGCAAAGUAAAGAAUAAAACGAGUCUUAAUUGGAUAUGUGUAAUAAAAUUGCCUGUGAAAAGUGAAAGAUAAACUGUCAGUGCUGAAGUGACCUGGAUGCUGGUAUUUUAGAAAAUCGUAACACCCAAGUGUUUCUCCAAAAGGUGUCCAGAUGCACGGAGCCUAUCGGUGCGCAAGAUUUUAGAAGCUAAGUAAAGAAUGACACACGAUAGAAAAAUGCUUGACCGAGAAGCCGUACGUUCUGUCAUCCAGCAAUGGAAUGCGAAUCGUUUGGAUCUGUUCGCUUUAUCCGAACCUGACGAGAAUCUUUUAUUUCAUGGCGUUAUGCGUUUUUAUUUCCAAGAUGCUGGACAAAAAGUGGCAACUAAGUGCAUUCGUGUUGCCUCUGACGCAACAGUCUCAGAUGUUAUUGAUACCCUUAUCGAGAAAUUCCGUCCCGAUAUGCGUAUGCUCUCAGUGCCAAAUUACGCUCUCUAUGAGGUGCAUGCAAAUGGCGAAGAGCGGCGUUUGAACCCUGACGAAAAGCCAUUGCUUGUACAAUUAAAUUGGCAUAUCGAUGAUCGUGAGGGUCGGUUCUUGUUAAAAAACAUCGACCAAAAAACUACGCCAAUCGAACAGUCAGAUAUGAACUUUAAGCGGAAACUGUCUAAACGCGAAAAGAAGGAACAAAAAAAGAAAGAAAAAUUGGCAAAAUUGAACUCUGAAUCGGCAGCUGGCGGCUUUAACGGUGGCAUCGUCAACGGCGGAGUAGAGGGUGAAACCCAGGUGGCUGGCAAACUUUAUACUGAACUACCGGAGACAUCUUUUACGCGCUCAAUUUCAAAUCCCGAAGCUGUUAUGCGUCGACGACGACAACAAAAGCUUGAAAAGAAGUUACAACAGUUCCGCUCGCGCGACGGCGGACCUGACACCGGCGGUACAUUGAAGAUUUACGGCGAGAGUCUUUGCCAAGAUGUCCCUUACAAAACAUUGCUGCUAUCAAUACGCGACUGUGCGCAAGCAGUCGUCAGGGAAAUGCUAUCGAAAUAUGGUUUGGACAAAGCUGAUCCCUUACACUAUUGUUUGGUGCAGGUGAACAGUGAUGGCACAGAGUAUAUAUUGGACGAUGAUGAGUGCCCGCUAUCGAUACUGAUGAAUCACCCAACAUCGCGAGGUUCUAUUAUGUUCCACGUGAGGCGGCGUCCGGCGGACUCUCAACCACGUCGGCGCAAGAAAAAACCGCUAGGUGCUUCAAAUGGCGCCAACAGCAUAGCCAGCGAUCGAGAGGGUGCAGUUUUGGUGGAAGUCACACAUAGCGGAGAUGGAGGACGUCGCAUUAAAUUGGGCAGUGACCCAAUCGAGGUUGGUUCCGCAAACACGAACUCGUUGCAGCUGUUUGGGCCAUCGAUACAAGCGCGCCAUUGUCUGAUUUCACUACUGGAGGGUGUUUGCACAGUGACGCCAUUGCACACUGAUGCAUUAACCUUUGUCAAUGGCCACCACAUAACACAACCAACAAUUUUGCAUAACGGCUCUGUCGUGAUGUUUGGACGUGUGGCCUCAUACAGAUUUUUGGACUCACCAACCGAUGGACGCUACAACCUCGCUUUGUCGCAAUCACAGCUGGAUUCAGCCUGUCUUUAUGAAAGUCGUUCACCAACUUCGCCUGGCUCCUGGAACGAUGAGGACGGCGCGUUAAACUCAGCAAACAAGAACGAAAGUGGUGGCACCAGCAACAAUAGCGGAAAUGGCAGCGGAGGUGGAGGUAUGAGCGUCACAGAACAAUCGUUGGGUAUGCGGGAUCAAGAAGAAAACAAGGUGCGCUCUGCUGAUCCUCUCAGUCACGCUAGCAGCGCGGCCUUCGACGGCCAAAGUAUUGAGGGUAAUUUGGAAAAUGAAACCAAAUCCAUUUCAAGCUUAAAGUCGGGCGGCUCCAAUAGCCAGGAAAGAUCCCCGAAAAUGACCGGUAGUUCGGAGAAUCAAGGCCAGGAGGCAAUUCUACCCGCCGUCUUGGAAUUUCCUGAAACACAUCAGGAAUUAUUCCUUAGACACAUCAUAGGCGAAUUGGAUGUGAAUGCGCCGCAUUUCAAGCUGGCGCCAGUGUACUCUCUGUAUUUAUGUGCCAGAUAUCGUGCAUCGACGCACUAUCGCCCCGAACUGCAGCCCACAGAACGUGCCCACAAAUUGACAAUUUUUCUGCAUCAUGUGGCCAAUUUGAUUUACACCGUUGUACAGGAACAAUAUUCCGAUCCACGCAUUCUGGCUUUUUGGAUGGCCAAUAGUUCGGAGUUCUUACACUUCCUGAAAUCGGAUCGUCAUAUUAGUGCGUUUAGCGUUCAAGCUCAAGAAGUACUAGCCGAGAGCGUGCAAACUGCGUUUCGAAAUUUGGUGAAUUGUUUCCGCUUGGAAUUGUCGCAGACCUUGAAUCAGUUUCUCUCGGAAACCAUCGAUCACGACUCGGCUGCAGGACUAGUACUCACUGUACUGGGAUCCGCAAUGGCUUUGCUGCGCCGUUGCCGCGUUAAUGCUGCACUAACAAUUCAACUUUUCAGCCAGCUUUUCCAUUACAUCAACGUGAUUUGCUUUAAUACGAUUGUGGCCAAUUCCCACAUGUGCACGGCGGAAUGGGGGAAGGUUAUGUCAGAACGCCUCCAACUUUUGGAGUUAUGGGCUGAACGCCAAGGACUGGAACUGGCGGCCGACUGUCACCUGGCAAAGAUCAACCAGUGCGCACAGUUUCUCCAAGCACCCAAAUCGUCCGUCGAAGAGAUACAACAAUUGGCUUGUUCCUGCUUCCGUUUGAACUCUUUGCAAAUGUCCGCAUUGCUGCAGCAAGAAAAGAUACCACGAAAUUUAGUGGACACUGCAAUAAGAAUGGCCGAGUCGGUGGCGGACGAGCUUACGCGUUCGGACGGUCGAGAGGUGCGCUUGGAAGAAUCGCCAGAAUUGCAUUUAGCUUUGCUGUUACCCGAUGAUGGCUUUAGUUGUGAUGUUGUACGUGGCAUUCCGUCCGGUUUGGUGGAUUUCUUGAAUCCACUACAACAACAAGGCAUGUGUCGACUGGCUGCGCAGCCAACUUCAAUUGGUUUGUGGACUGUCUACAUGCACCAAUUCAAUGCCCGUUCUUCAAGCGCCAUGUCCAAUAAAUUGCCGCAACCUGAGGUUCAGGUAAUAAAGCUGCACAAGAACGCCAACGGCAUGGGCUUGUCAAUAGUAGCAGCAAAAGGCGCAGGCCAGGAGCGUUUAGGCAUAUAUAUCAAGAGUGUUGUGCCUGGCGGCGCGGCUGAUGCUGACGGUCGUUUGCAAGCAGGAGAUCAGCUCUUACGCGUUGACGGCCAGAGCCUGAUAGGCAUAACUCAAGAAAAAGCGGCUGAUUACCUGGUUCGCACUGGUCCUAUAGUCACUUUAGAGGUGGCAAAACAAGGCGCCAUUUAUCACGGUUUAGCCACUUUACUACAACAACCAAGCCCGGUCAUAACGCGCGCCAUGAAUGCUUCGAAAUCACGCAGCACCCACAGCCUCAUCACCAAUCCCAACAGCAACUUCACUGGCGGCGUCAACAGCCUAAACAACAACGAGCAGGGCUUCUAUCAGAACUUAAGCGUUUACCGUGCACAAAAUCAAAGUCAACCGAUUUUAGCCGAAAGACCGUCAAUAUCGCUUCAUUCCGCAAUGAGCACCCACAAUGGAAACUCCUCCAACAACGGACCAAAUCCAAUACUGUCACCAGCAAAUGGAACCGCGUCAAUGCACCACCCAGCAUUUACAUCGCAACAACAACAACAACUGCAUCACUCAUCAAUAACUUCCCCAACAGGGUCUAACAACAUGCCACCUACCCGCCCAGCGUCCGCAUAUUAUCACAAUGCCAACACAGUGCCAUCGACAAACAACAAUCAACUGCAACAGAGCUUGGCAGCACAACAACAACAACAAUUUAUGCACCACCCACACAAUAUGAGUGCAAGCAGCAGCAAUUUGAACAGUGGCAACAUGACAGCGGCCACCCUUCAGCAGUACCAGCAGCAGCAGCAACAACAACAUCAUUUGUCACAAAUGCCGCCACACUCCUCAUUGACGAUGGGAAACCGAUCGAGAAGCACACAAAAUUUCAAUCGGGAUAUGCAAAAUCAGCAUAGCCUGCGUAUGCAACAAAUGAUGGCGCCGUCAAUGCCGAACAUUAGUGGUUUGUACCAGCAACAACACAUGUCUGCCAGUCAGAGCAUGCAGAAUGUAAAUAUGAGCGGAGUGGACACGGGUAUUGCGUAUCAAAAUGGCGGCGGAGCUGAUACUUAUAUGCAACAGCCACAUCAACAACAACAACAGCAGCUGCAGCACUCACCAGCUGGUCAAACACUUCGUCGCAAUCCACGUCACGAGCUAAUGUCGCAGGCUGGCGGUGAAGGUGCGCAACAUUCGCCCAACCCAAUGCAACAGCAAAACUUUGUAUCGCUGCCGCCGAAGCCGGGUAGCAUGCAACAAGUGUCCCCGAUGAAGCAACAGCAGCAGGCCCAACAACUGCCUCCCACAGCACCGAAACCACACCCAAAUCGCUUGCAACAACAGCAAUAUAUGCAGCACCAACUACAACAACAACAAGGUCAUCAGCAGCACCAUCCGACGUACCAGCAAAGCAUUGAGGAUAAACCUCCACUGCCGCCAACAGCAACACAUCCACUUUUCAAACCCACGCAGCAAAUAACACCGGGCAUGAAUUAUGUUGCCAGCUCCAUAGAUCCACCCAAAGGUGGUUAUGUGCCAGUGUCAUCCACAGUAGCGGCACAAAACCAGAAAAACUUCAUGGGUACCAAUCCGUGGGAACGUGAAGAGCGCGAAAAGGAGGUUGAAAUUCGACGGGAGCAUAUACGUCAAUGGCGAGAACAACAAAUAGCCGAACUCUCGUCCUUGCCACAAAGAACACCACAACAAGAAGAACAGUUAAAGACAUUAAUUCUGGAACGUGAUUUUGAAAGACGCGCGCAGGAGGUGGAAGAGCAUGAGGAUGAGAGUGAAACUUCGUAUGAAAAAGAAAAUUUGCAAGAAGCUUACCGCUUACAAACAAGCUCUUUACAAAAUCCGCUGACGAAUUUCAGACAAACAGAAAUAAAAAAUACAACCCUCUCCGACAAUGUAGGAGGAGGUUCUAACAGCGCCUCCGGAUCUUUAGACGCAUCGCCGUUAUCAUCAGCACGCAAUUCAGCAGCUGGUGGAUCAGAUGUAGCACCGGUUCAACAACAACAACAGCCACCUCCUUUGCCGAACAAUCCACCCCCUCCGGUUGGAGUCAAUGCGACAACCGUGGUGCAACCUAAAAGUAUUCUGAAGAACAACCGUUAUGAUAGCGGCAAUGGUACGGCACCAUCAUCGCCAUCCAAAUCGCAAAAAUCAACUAGUUUCGCGGACGAUAGACAUUUACAAACUGAGCACCCAAUUUCAAGUUUGGCCAAGAAUCUUUCGCAAUUGUCAAUAAAUAGCCUAGGUUCUACUGGCGGCCUCGCAUCCACCUCGGGCGCUGGCACCUCUCCACCACACAAUGCCAGUGUAGACAAUGCAGCAGUUCCACCGCCUCCACCACCAGAACGGAACAGCUCGUAUCUCAUAAUGUCACAACAAAAAUUACGCAACUCUUCCAUCGGACUACUAAAGACCGCCACAAGCAAUUCCGCUGAUUUGCUCAAUCAGAAUCAGAGCUUGGUGAAGAAGGCUAAUAUGCUAAAUAACAAUGCUAUAAUCAAUAAUAAUAAUAACAACAACAACAGCUUGAAUUCGCCCACAUCAGCAGUGGCUGCGAACAGCACGGCGGUGAACAGCAACAAUAUGGCCCAAAUUUCCACACCAGAACUGUCGCCGUCAGGCUACCUGAGCAGCAGCGGCAGUAGCAACAUGUUGUUGCGGGAUAAUAAGCGCGUCUCAUUCCAUGACGAGGAGAACAACUACACGGGAGGUUCACAGUUGUAUGGAGCAAGCGCCACAGGGUCGUCUUCCGACAUGUACGCCACAAAUGUCGACAACCAAAUGCCUCUAGACCUGGAUGCCAUACUGGAGGAUAGGAACCAUCGCGCGCGUAUGUUCGACAACACGGUCUUAGAAACAUUGCCAACUUCACCGGAUUCUGUUCUCUGGAAUACAACAGUGCAAUCCACUCCAGGUGUUAUUGGAGCACAAGAAGUAUACAGGGAUCCCCGCCAACGACGGCUUGCCGAAAAACAGCAGCAACAGCAACAACGCAGUACCGAAGCUGUCCCAGAGAAAUUGUCGUUCAAAGAGAAAAUGAAAAUGUUUGCCUUAGAAUCGGGAGAGGACAACACGCCUAAAGACAAACUGAAAAUCUCACGAGCACAACGAGACAUCGACGCUGUACACUGACUUACAAGCCCCUAACACCACCCAUACACCAACAAAUGUACACAACACUAGAAUAUGCUUAAGUAAAAGAAAACCAAUAAUAACAAUUAAAAAAAAACGAAUUUGCUAAGCAAGGCAAUAAUUUAAAAUAUUAUGUAAUAAAUAAAAACAAAGGCAGAAUAAAUAUUUAAUCGAAGAAGCAGACGAAUGUGAAAGUGAAUUCCUUUUGAAUGAAGAAAGAAACAAUAUGUUUAUUUAGUUUUAGUUCUUUAACCUUGUACACAACAAACAUUUAGUAGUCAUAAUUAUCAUUGUGCAUUAAGUGAAAUGUAAAGUAUUUGAAUUGAGUAGUCGAUACUAAGAAAAAGUUAAUUCGAUAAUUUUUCGUAUGCGUAGUUAGUAGCUUAAGAUCGAUAAAGUAUGAAAUGCAAAUGAAUUUGACACUCGAAAUAUUUACCUACAAACUUUUAUUGAAAAUAGGCAAUACCACAAACACAUGUACAUUUAUUCGUUUCGAAACUGAAGCAGUGAAUUCAAGCGACAACAAACGUACUAUUUUUAUAACUAAAUUUAUUAAAAAAAUUAUUGUCAUAUUAUACACCGUACGACAAGCUUGCGUAAAUGUCAGUAAAAAUACAAAUAUAACUCAACAUAUAUUUUAUAUCCGUUAUUGAAUGUGUAUAUUUUCGCAAGAUGAAAACCCAGAAAUGCGAAAAUUAGUGUAACUGUAAACAAAUCUUUAACAAAUACAAAAAAGGAACACGAAACGGGUUUCUUUACGAUGAACUAUGGCUUUAAUGAAGAAAUCAUGAAAGAGGGAACUUAUUAUGAAAUUUAUUGAUUUAAAAAAAAAACAACUUCUAACAGCAAAAAUAAUAUAUUUAUAUAUACAUAUUUUAGUGAUGUGUGUAAAAAUCGCAAUGCUAAAUUGUUAUAUUCGAAUAAGUCACUAGAAACACAUAUGAAUUUACAAUGUAUAGAUAAAUUCGAUUAACCUGCAUUCCAAACUCGUCCCUGUACUAAGAAGUUUGUAUAAGGAAUUUUGAAGUCAACUGCAAUGCAACUCUAAUUGAAGAUUUCGUUUAUUGAAAUUAAAAUGUCCAAACCAUUUAGGUAUACAUUUUGUAAUAAGUAUUCCGGUAGUUACACGUAAGCUUGAAAAGUUCAAACAUGAACACUCUAUGUUAUUAUACAUUAAAAUAAAUCAAAAUAUAUAAUAUUUCACAAGAAAACUUAUAACCGUUCUUUGUAAAAACUUUGAAUCUCCACCAAUGACUAAAAAGUCUUCUGAAUCUUGGACGAUUUAUUAAUUACUUUAUUUUAGAAUACCAUAUACCAUGCAUCUCUACAUAUUUACCACUUUUGACAUCUUUAGAUAUUUGAAAUCGCUGCACAACCGAUUUUGCCUUGAACGCAGACUCAAGACAAGAAAAAUAUACGCAACAAGGUAUUGAUUCUAGUAAGAAUUAAUGCUACUAGAAGAAUACUAAGAGGUAUUCGUUUAAUUUGAUUGCAGCUGAAAAUUACGUUUCUGAUACAUUAAAUUAUUAAUUUGUUGUCAUUGCAAGUACUUUAACUACUUUUUGAAUUCACUAUCUUAUUUCAUUAGUCAUAUUUCAUAUACAACUAAUAGGAAAUAAAUUAGAAACUUCAAUUGGUACAACAAGAAGACCGUAAAAUGCUUUAAUCUUAAAAUAUAGAAAAAAUUAAUCUUUUGAACAUUUUACUAAAACUUUACAUAACCUUAAAAUUAAGUAAAAAUACGAUAUUUAUGUAUGUACAAUAUAUGACUAGUUGGUGUAAGUAUGUUUACUUAUGCUUCUAUUCCUAAACACUAAACGUUUGAGUAUGUGUAGAAGGGUAAAUGUUUAUGAAGGAAUUCAGGCAAAGCCUACUCCCGAAUGCUUUAAAAAACCGAAAGAAUUUAUGAAAAGAAAAAACUAGAAUUAACAAAAGUUGGGCAUUUUAAUACGACCAAAAUAUCAAAACUCUGAAUUGGCAUACGAUAUGUAUGUACAUAUAUAUUUACAUACUUAUUUGUAAUGCUGCACCGCAAAUCGUUAACAGUUACACAAACAGAAGCAAAAAUAUCUAACAAAUCAGGGGAAACUUAAAUGAUUAUAUUUAACAAUCCGACUUGAAGAUAUGUAUAAAGAGAGAAAGUUUUUGAACUCGCUGAAUAUGAAAUUAAUUAGCUUUAAUUAAUAUGUCGAAAAUAAUAUUGAAAUAACAGUAGUAUGUAGUAAAUGUGUCUUUAUCCUUUUUGAACUAUGGUAGAAAAAUACAAACUGAAGUAUCUUGAAAACUAAUUAACACUAUGCACAUUGUUAAGAAAAAAUAUCUUAGAAUAAAGUGUUCUAGCUUAGUUUUAAAAAGCAUAAUUAA
Molecule: messenger RNA, 8831 nt
Organism: Bactrocera tryoni
Lineage: Eukaryota; Metazoa; Arthropoda; Insecta; Diptera; Tephritidae
Gene: cno
Product: afadin
Exons: 20
Coding region: 321-6467 (2048 amino acids)
Biological process (GO): signal transduction; regulation of protein localization
Cellular component (GO): adherens junction
Molecular function (GO): cell adhesion molecule binding
Source: RefSeq, a predicted model, not a curated record